AACCUUGAAAUUGUUCUUUGACAGCCAGAUUAGGGGUCGCUCUAGGAGCAACUCCUCCAUCUCCAAAACAAUGAGCUCAACUUCAGGUCCUGGCUGUCAUUUGUCACCAGCUCUCAAGCAUGGCUCUUGGAGCUCUCAUCGUCUUGCCCGUCGACAGACAUAUAACUGAAUUAGACCUGCUGCUCGGCCUGGAAUCACCACCAACAUCAGCAGAUACCGCGAGACUCGCCGUCUCAGCGACUCCUCGCCACCCCGCACUUCACUAUCAACAACACCACCAUAUUGCUCCUCUUUGACCUCUUACCAUGAAUUACCCGCCGCCGCCUCCCACAGGCUUCAACCCGCUCGUCCAAACGUCGUCCAUUCUCUACUCGGACGGCGUGGCCCCAAUCCCAUUCGGCACCUCCCUGGUCAGCAGUACCUAGAUGCAAGCGACCUCCCUGCCCAUCCUCUAUGGCACCCAGAUUGGCGCCAGCUUCAUGAUGCUGCUCGCCAUGACGCCCCAAGCGCGCUUCCACUGGCUGCCCACGCUCAUCAGCGUCGCCCCCCUGGCGCUCAACACGGCCAGCACGUCCUGCUCGCCACCUUCUUCACCACCACCUGGGUCGACUUCUACGUCAUUGUGUCGUAGGACCCGACCGUGUCCGGCGGUCCGACUACAACCUCAGGGCGGCCGCCACCAUCCUGGCCGUCCCCAUGACCGUGCCCAUCCUGCGGCCCUGUUUGUCCAGGCCUGGUCGAUGAUGAGGCUCUGCCUAUGCUGUACAAGCUGCCGAGGCACGCUCGUGUCGUUGGCCCCUGUCAUCGCCACCGUCAUGCAGAGCAUGAUAUCCGUCAUUCUCCAAACCAGGGGCAUCCUGCGGGGGGGGGGGGGGGGGGGGGGGGGGGGGGGGAUCUGAGCCGCAUGUCCAUCGGGGUGAAGAAGACGUAUCUGGGGUGCUUCACAGCGUCGAUUCGCUGGUUCUGCUUCCUGUUCAAUGUCCGGCUCGUCGUGCACAUGUGGACCAACAGGAGCAUUCUGCCGAUUAUCUUCUCCGUCCUGAAUUUCUACGACUGGGAGCCGCUUGGAGCCGGCCUCGCUCACACAACAUCCGUCGUCAUCGUCCUGCCCCUCGGUACACUCGUCGCCCAGCGCCUCGCCAACCCC
Parathielavia appendiculata is the source of this 1147-nucleotide messenger RNA. RefSeq lists its product as uncharacterized. The transcript has 2 exons. The record is from RefSeq and is a predicted model, not a curated record. NCBI's taxonomy places the organism in Eukaryota, Fungi, Ascomycota, Sordariomycetes, Sordariales, Chaetomiaceae. Bases 426 to 899 code for a protein of 157 amino acids.